Diachasmimorpha longicaudata is the source of this 3699-nucleotide messenger RNA. RefSeq lists its product as uncharacterized. The transcript has 2 exons. The record is from RefSeq and is a predicted model, not a curated record. Bases 1 to 3699 code for a protein of 1232 amino acids. Lineage: Eukaryota; Metazoa; Arthropoda; Insecta; Hymenoptera; Braconidae.
AUGGAGGAUGACCAAGUAGAAGACAUUGAUUUCUGCGCCACGGAGGAUAACCCAAUAGCCGGAGGCUCCACUACGUCAACGACAACGAUAGUGGAGAAACAACGGGAAUCGGAUUUAACGGUAUUUACAAAUCCACCCAAAUCGGAACCUCACGGAACGGCCCACCAGUCAUUAUCAACAAAAAGUGUUGCCCUCAUGAGGAGUGAGGCGCAAAUCGGCCUGCAAAUACGGAGGCAAUUGAUGCCUAAUGGGAUUUGUGAGAGACUAACCCAAUUGUCGGAGGACGAGGCAUCGGAGGUAGUCCUCGAAGCAUACCAAUCGCAAGCCAACGCUUCAUGGAAGGAGUUUUCGGAUUACCACGAGCUCCUUCUCAGAGAAGCCCCACCGGAGGUCAUCGAGCACCCCUACCACAUGGAGGACGUCAACAGCCAGGUAUCCUCUACCAAUUUCAAUAUCGGCAUCAUCAUGGGACAACUUCGGACCAUUCUUGCCAGGCGGAGGCAGGGAACCCAAUCCCAAGGUGCCACCGGAUCAACAGAUUUUAAUUCGCUCACCCGAAUUACUAUUCCAACAUUUGACGGAAAAUACCACGACUGGAGAGCAUUUGAUGACUUGUUCACCAAUCUGGUCAUCAACCCACCAAGGAUCAGCAAUGCGGAGAAACUCACUCGGCUGAAGGCAGCUCUUCGGGGUGAAGCAGCCAGCCUCAUUUCUAACAUUGCCAUUUCGAAUGACAAUUUUGCAACGGCCUGGGAGGCCCUGAGGAAUCGCUAUGAGAACAAACGGGUUCUCGUAGCCUCCCACCUCAACAGGAUCCUGGCCUUGACUCCAGUCAAGGUCAAGACAGCCAAGGCCAUCCAAACGGUCAUCUAUACAACCAAGGAAGCCAUGCACGCUCCGAAAACCCUCGGAGCCCCAACGGAGCAUUGGGACAUUAUCAUCAGUCAUUUGAUCAGGAGACUGCUAGAUCCGGAUACACGGGAAAAGUGGGAGCUAAAGCUCGGAGAUUCCAGAGAAAUCCCAACUCUGGAGGAAUUUCUUAACUUCCUCUCUUCCAUCGCUCGAGGGUUGGAAAACCUCGAGGGCGAAACAAAGACUCCAUUCAGCGGAUCAUCGGCCAAGGCAAGUGUCACCAGCACCAGGGAAAGCCAUUGUCCAUGCGGUCCAUCGGUCGGCCAUACACUCAUCAAGUGUCCCACCUUCGUCCAAAUGAAGCCAUUGGACAGGAGGUCGUACAUCAUGAGCAGUCCACGGUGCUUCAACUGUUUUAGAAGCCAUAGAGCGGAGAGUUGCCCAGAGACUCAACGGUGUAAGGUCUGCCAGGGCAAACACCACACAAUGAUCCAUGAAGGAUCACCCGGAGCUCCAAACGCAGCUCGUUCAGCCACCACCCAGUCAACGAGCUCAGUCCAACGUCGGCUGGAACAAGCGGCCAGUCAACCACCAACGGCACCAAGGCCACCACCAGACACGGCUAGCACCAGCGGAUCGGACUCAUCCAAACCAUCACCAACGGCACGUAGUACCACGGCGGAAUUGAUACGGUCGUCUAUCGAGAACCUCACAGUUGUGAGACCAUCACCGGCGGGUCACCACUCAUCCAAGGCGGUCAAAACAGCGCACUCAAUCCAAUCUCCAUCGGACUCCAAACCACAGCUGGUACUCUUGGCAACGGCACGGGCCAGAGCAUCUACUCCAAGCGGUUUCUCGCAACCAACGAGAAUCCUCAUCGACCAGGGCUCAGAGUUGUCAUUUAUCUCUGAAAGCCUGGUCAAAUUGCUCCAACUCCAACGGAAGGCGGCGGUUAUCAAUCCAAUCGGCAUCGGCUCCACGGACUCAGGUCGCACAAGAGGCUUGGUGUCCGUUACACUCCACUCCAACUUUGACAGUCAGUUUGUCAAAAUACGGGCCCACAUCCUCGGCAAGCUCACAGCGAAAUUACCCUCUAUUUCCUGUGAGUCACCAUCCAUCGGAGAACUCCAACACCUCCAACUGGCGGAUCCAAGUUUUGGAAAAUCUGGUCCCAUAGACGUCAUCAUCGGUGCAGAUUUCUACGGCCAAAUCAUCGGAGACCAAGUGAUUAAAUCCACGGAUAAUCAACUCGUCGGCCAGAACACCAUCUUCGGCUGGAUCAUUUCGGGAUCAGUUUGUUGCUCAGGCUAUUCGACCAAGGUCUCUCUAACUGCAGUACGAGAGACUCCGAACGAGCAACUGCUGGCACUUUUGAAGAAGUUCUGGACCCAGGAGGAAUUGCCAGCUCAGAGCAAUACCCCCCUCACCCAGGAGGAGCUCGAAUGUACGCAACAGUUUCAAUCCACCCACACUCGGGAUCCUACGGGAAGGUAUGGCGUAAGACUACCCUUUAAAUCAUCGGCCAAUUCCCUUGGGGUCUCAAAACCCAAGGCUCUUUGGCAACUUCACCAGAUCAGCGGCAAACUCCAAAGAGACUCCAUCUACGGGAUGCUGUACCGAGACUUCAUCCAAGAAUAUGAAGCUCUUGGACAAAUGCAGCGAGUAGUGGACACCACGGAACCAUCUCCAGCAUACUAUCUGCCACAUCACGGAGUGCUACGGCCAGAUAGCACAACAACCAAGCCUCGGGUUGUAUUCAACGGCUCCAGUCCCACUUCAACCGGUACGUCACUUAACGACAUCCUCCACGCCGGCGGGAAACUCCAGGUAGACGCUCCAGACGUGCUUCUCCGGGUGAGAAGACACAGGUACGUCUUCGGCACGGACAUUGUCAAAAUGUUCCGGCAAAUUAGGAUCCACUCGGACGACUGGAACCUCCAGCGUAUCCUCUGGCGUGAUGAGAACCAAUUCAUCACGUUCCAACUCACCACGGUCACCUACGGCCAAACCUGUGCUCCAUGGUUAGCUCUUCGAGUUCUCCAGCAGCUCACGGCGGACGACGGACAUCGGUAUUCAAAGGCGGUACUCUCACUCUCCAAAGGCAGAUACGUAAACGAUAUCUACGGCGGAGCGGAUUCACCAGGGGAGCUGAGAGAAAUAAUCAUUCAGCUCAUCGGGCUCUGCAAGGCGGGCGGCUUCCGCCUUCAGAAAUGGGCCAGCAAUUGUCCGGAGGUCCUCAGCCAACUUGGGCUGUUACCUCCAUCAUCCCCAUCAUCUUCAUCGGAGCUUCAGGAAAGGGAGCAGGUCAUCAAGGUGCUUCGUUUGUGCUGGAACUCACACCAAGACAACUUCCAAUUCAAACCACAGACCUUCUCCACCAAACCAGUAACCAAGCGGCUCAUCUUAUCGGAAAUCGCCCAUAUUUUUGAUCCAUUGGGCUUCAUCUCUCCGGGAACCAUUAAAGCUAAAAUUAUUAUGCAGGCACUGUGGCUCAUCAAGGUCGGUUGGGGUGAUCCACUUCCCAUGUCCACCAUCAGACGCUGGAAUCAGUUCAGGGAAGAACUAAGCUACGUCAACCUCAUCGCCGUUCCUCGGUGGCUCCAACUUGACUCCACGGUCUCCAACCUCCAAAUCCACGGCUUUGCGGUUGCCUCCAACCUCGCCAUCGGAGCGGUAGUUUAUCUUCGGACGGAAAAACCGGGUACGGCUCCAGUCAUCUCUCUGGUAUGCGCCAAGACACGUGUUGCCCCACUUAAGAGAGUGACUAUGCCCAGACUUGAGCUAACAGCAGCAGGGCUGUUGACAGAGCUCACCUCCUACGCCAUCAAACAGCUGGAGCUAACCUAA